Messenger RNA from Gadus macrocephalus (Pacific cod), 483 nucleotides. It is a transcript of the gene uqcrb, whose product is annotated as cytochrome b-c1 complex subunit 7. The record is from RefSeq and is a predicted model, not a curated record. Bases 5 to 409 code for a protein of 134 amino acids. Gene Ontology annotation, biological process: mitochondrial electron transport, ubiquinol to cytochrome c. NCBI's taxonomy places the organism in Eukaryota, Metazoa, Chordata, Actinopteri, Gadiformes, Gadidae. The transcript is spliced from 4 exons.
UCUGAUGCACGAGAUUUCCCACAAUGCCCUUCCCUACCCACAAUACCCCGCGAUUGUCCUUAGAAUUGCAAUGAUGGCGGCGUCGAGGGCACCAGUGGCAUCAGGUAGGCUCCUGGUUGGAUUCCGAAAAUGGUACUACAACAUGUGUGGCUUCAACAAGAUCGGGUUGCUACGUGAUGACACCAUCUAUGAGAACGACGAUGUUAAGGAGGCUCUGACGAGGAUCCCAGAGAGGAUGUACAAUGACCGGGUGUUCAGGGUGAAGAGGGCUCUGGACCUCUCCAUGAAGCAACAGGUCCUCCCCAAGGACCAGUGGACACAAUAUGAGGAGGAUGUGCAUUACCUGACCCCAUACCUGCAAGAAGUGGUCCGAGAGAGGAAAGAAAAGGAGGAGUGGUUGAAGAAAUGAGGUUCCUGCCAAAGGAACCGUUGUGUUGACCCCUGUUUUAAUAUUUAAAAUAAACUGUAACCUAUAAGACCCAA